AUGGGCGACCACAAACACAAAUCCAAAGACAGGGACUCACGGAAAAAGUCGAAAAAGGAGAAUAAAGAACGUCGAGAUCACAAGAAACAUAAAAAGAGUUCAAAAAAGACAUCGUCGGACGAUGAAGCCGAUGUUGACUACUCGGAUCCUUCCCUCUGGGUAGAAAAAGCCAACGACACUCCGCCUCCAGCCGAAUCCACACCGGCAUCCGAACCAGCUGCAGCUCGUCACGGAUGGAUGCUCGACGAAUCGUUUGAUUUUGGGUCCAUGGGAGUCGCGCAAAAGAAAGAAGAAGCUCCCAAGCCAGAACCCAAAGUGAGUGUUUUGGAUGUCAACCCAUACGUCCCAACCGGAGUGUCUCUGGAUAAUACAUCCAGCGUAAAGAAGGGCAUCGAAUUUGGGGACGCAGGAUCCAGUUGGCGUAUGAUGAAAUUAAGACGUGUCAUGGAACAAGCCGAGGAUGAACAACGCCCCUUGGAGGAAGUAGCAUUGGAACGUUACGGUACGAUGGAAAAAGUGAAAGAGGCAUUUGCCGAACGAGAAUACCUGGAUCAACGUAAAAGUCGAGGUGGACGCGGUUCUUCAAGAAGAGGAGAAAGCGAUCGAGGCGAUCGUCGAGGACAACAAGAGGGUCAGCGAUUCAUGUUUACAAACACGGAUCCGGCGGCGCCUCAGUCGUCGUUCCGUCGUCCAGAUCAUGCACGACGGUCACCCCAGGAGGUGGAUGAAUUUGGUCGAGAAAUGAAACGCCGCCGUCGUCGAUCGGUGACUCCGUCGCCUUCCACCCCACCUUCGAGUUCAACCGAAGCGGCCGCGAAAAAGUUGUUGGCGGAAGCGGCCAAUGCGCCGGUUCACACCCCUGUGCUUAUCACCCAACACGAUUUACCCAAUGCUUUUUCAACCGAAUCCAAUGUUUCGCGUGACCAACUCAACAAACUGAACGCGAAAAUUGUGAAAGCGCGAUUAAUUGGAAGCGACAACCUGGAAGCGCUCGAAAAGGAAUACGAAGAACAGGUGCGGUUGUUCGAAAUGGCUCAAGAAGCCACCGGCUCAAAAAAAGUGGAAGUGCUUCCCACCGUGGACAGUCAGGGAAAACUGUACGAUUAUGCAUUAUCGCGAGGUCCGGCCAUGGAAGAAAGUUCACAUAUCGGGCAGUCGAAAAAACGAAAGGAAAAAUUCGAAGGUACCCAUGACCGAGUGACGGGCGAACGAUUAAAGUAUGCGAGUUCGGACGAUACCAUGUCGUUGAUGGACAUGGUGAAGCAAGAAAAAGCAGGCAGUCGGUCCGCGACGAACAUGGACUUGGACUUUGCUAACCGUAUCGUGCGCGAUGCUCGAUUUGAAGACAAUCUGGAAUAUCUGGAUGAAAAGGCCGACAUCAUGGCUACCAAGAAAGGGGUAUCGGAGGAACAAAAAAUGCGAUCGGCCAUUCAGGAUUACAAAAAGGUCCAGAGUGCGUUGGAUAAAUGUCGCUUAUGUUAUCACUUCCCGAACCCUCCUCAAGUGAGCGUGAUUGCUCUGGGCGUACAAACGUACCUGGCCCUGCCAAACGUGACGGAGCUAGUGCCUUUCCACUGUCAGAUCAUUCCUGUUUCACAUGUGUCAUCCACUUUGGAACUUGAUAACGAAGUGUGGGAUGAAAUCAGGAAUUUCCAAAAAUGUUUAAUGCAAAUGUUUCACGAGCAAGACUGUGGUGUUGUGUUUAUGGAAACGGCGAUGAAUUUCCGCCAGCAUCGUCACACAGCCAUUGAAGUGAUCCCCAUUCCUUAUGGUGUUUAUGAAGAUGCAGCCGCUUAUUUCAAGGAAGCAAUCAUGUCCAGCGAAGAAGAGUGGACCCAACACAAGAAACUAAUUGAUACGUCGGCACGUGGCUUCCGAAACUGCAUGGUGAAAAAUUUGCCGUAUUUCCAUGUGUGGUGCGGUUUGGACAAGAGUUACGGCCACGUUAUUGAGAAUGAACGAGAAUUCCCUUACUGGUUUGGCAAAGAAGUGGUGGCGGGUAUGUUGGAUAUUGGACCAGAGCGCUGGCGCCGCCCAAGAUUUUGUAACCCACAUGAUAACCGAAAACGGUUAGAGGAGUUUUCAGCGUCCUGGAAAAAGUGGGAUUGGACGGCUCAACUGGAACAAGAACAAGCGUAA
Molecule: messenger RNA, 2139 nt
Organism: Radiomyces spectabilis
Lineage: Eukaryota; Fungi; Mucoromycota; Mucoromycetes; Mucorales; Radiomycetaceae
Product: CwfJ C-terminus 1-domain-containing protein-like protein
Exons: 9
Coding region: 1-2139 (712 amino acids)
Biological process (GO): mRNA splicing, via spliceosome
Cellular component (GO): post-mRNA release spliceosomal complex
Source: RefSeq, a predicted model, not a curated record